Molecule: messenger RNA, 1260 nt
Organism: Ramularia collo-cygni
Lineage: Eukaryota; Fungi; Ascomycota; Dothideomycetes; Mycosphaerellales; Mycosphaerellaceae
Exons: 1
Coding region: 1-1260 (419 amino acids)
Source: RefSeq, a predicted model, not a curated record
AUGAGUUUCCACGGACAGGCCAUCGGCCAUCUGGUCCGCCGUGGAGUGUCAGCCGCUCAGGAGCACUUCACCGGCGCAAAUGCCGAAUACAUGCAGCAACUGCAGCACGACAGCGAGUUGUACGAGGCCGCGGGCCCGGAAAUGGAGGUCAACCCCAUGGAGAUGCUGCCCAUGCUCGUCACCGCCCUGGUCACCCUCUUCAUCAUCGCCUCCAUCCGCUAUACCCUGGGCGACGUCAUGGCAUCCCUCACGAUGAUCGAAUCGCCCACCUCCACCGCCUUCAUCGAGGACAAGCCCCCCGCCUACGCCGAUGAACCCAAUGCGCCGCUCGAGAAGGAGCCAUUGAUGCCCUCCGAGGCCGAGGCGGAUAUGGAUGUCGAGGUCACUCUGAUCAGGAACAAGCCCAUUACUGCAAGCGUCCGCGACACCAUGGCUCAUUUGUCGAGCGUUGGCGGCUUCACAUCUCGCUGGAGAGGUCUGCGCGCAUCCUUCAUGUACCACGGGCUGCACGGACUCAUUACCAACUUUGUCGGGGAACUUCUCGGGUUCGGACUGAUGGGCAACACCCUCAUCUACGUCUUCGUCUCCGUCGCUCUCGCCCGCUUCCACAUGGCCUGGACCCACGCUAUGAUUGCCACUCCAUCCUCGAAGCCAUUCUGGAGCAACAUGGUCGCACGCAAGGAGUCCAAGGCUGUCAUCAUGCCUUCGUUGGUCUUUGCCCUCGCUCAGCAGGCUACCUGGGUUUUGCCUGUCGCCGUCGCAUAUGCUCUUGGCCUUGACAACAUCGAGCAGGACCACGUCGUCGAAGCUGCUCACUCCAAGGACUGCGCUAUGCUCGGCAUGAUGGGACUCCGCGUUCUUGCCGUCCCUGCGACCGCCAUCUUCGUCGCCUUUGCCGUUCUCCUUCCAGCAACCGUCACCUUGACUCGUGUUGAGGCUCUCCUUCUCCCAGAGGACCGCGAGACCAUUGUCCCAUUCGACCGCCAGGCCCUGGUCGGUGAGCUCGAUCUCACCGCUCGUGGCAGCUCCAAGGCUCUCUUCUUCCAGGCAUGGCGCUCAUUUGACAGCGCUUCUCGCUGGAGACUGAUCAAGGUGUACGUCAAGAUGGCUGCUCUCCAGCUCGCCGUCGUCUUUGUCAGCGCCCACUUGAUGAUCGCCGAGAUGUAUGUCAUUGGUGGCGAGAGACUGGGACUUUUGUUCAAGUCUGGUGCUGCUCAGAUUCAACUGGCGGCUAUUGAGGCCCAGCAGGAGGCCAACUAG